CCGAAGCAGUCUACGAAAAUCAAACCACAACAACCACCACCACCACAACCACCACCACAACAACAACAAAUGGCGGGCAAGUCGGGCAAGCAGGGAGGCGGGAGGCCCGGGCGCGAGGAGCUGCGGCAGGAGGACGUCUUGCAGGCCGUGCUGCUGGCCGACAGCUUCGACCAGCGCUUCGGGCCCGUGACGAGAGACGCGCCGAGGGCACUCUUACCUCUGGUCAACGUGCCCAUGAUCGACUAUGCUCUGGAGAUGCUCGCGGCCGCUGGUGUCCAGCAGACGUUCAUCUUCUGCUGCUGGAAAGCGGAGGAAGUCCGAGCGUACAUCAGCAAGUCGCGGUGGAGUGCGCCGGGGUCGCGCAACGUGGUGCGCGUGCUGAGCUCGGAGACGUUCCGCUCGCUGGGCGACGUGCUGCGCGACGUGGACGCCAAGACGCUGGUGCGCUCCGACUUCCUGCUGGUGCACGCCGACCUCGUGUGCAACGCGAGCCUCAAGAGCGCGCUGCAGCAGCACAAGCAGCGGCGUGAGCGAGAGAGGAACGUGUCGGUGAUGACCAUGGUGUUCCGCGAGUGUCGACCGGGCCACCGCGCCCGCACGCGCCACGACGACGUCGUGGUGGCGGCGGACGCGUGCACGGGGCGCGUGCUGCACUACCAGCAUGCCGCGCCGGGGAAAAUCCGCCUGCCGCUGCACAUCUUCCAGGGCGGCAGUGGCGAGGUGGAGGUCAGGCACGAUCUCCUUGACUGCCACAUCAGCAUCUGCUCACCGCAGGUGGCCGAGCUCUUCACAGAUAAUUUCGACUACCAGACGAGGGAUGAUUUCGUCCGCGGGAUCCUUGUCAACGAAGAGAUUCUCGGGAACCAGAUCCACAUGGUGUGCCUGCGCGACUCGUACGCGGCGCGCGCGUCCAGCCUCUACGCCUACCACGCCGUGAGCUGCGACAUCGUGCGCCGCUGGCCCUGCCCCUUCACGCCCGAAGUGAUGGUGCCGUCGGCGGGAUGUGGGGACGGCUACGCACUGGCGCGCCACAACGUGUACCGUGCGCCCGGCGUGUCGCUGGGGCCCGGCAGCCUCGUGGAGGGUGACUCGGUGAUGGGACAGGACACGACGAUCGGCGCCGGCUGCCACAUCACACGCACCGUCAUCGGCCGCAGAUGCAGCAUCGGCAGCAACGUGCGCCUGGAAGACGCGGUCUUGUGGGACGACGUGACGAUCGCCGACGGCGUCGUGGUGUGCGGCUCCCUCGUGUGUAGCGGCGCCUCCAUCCGGCAAAACGUGCGCGUGCUUCCACGUUGCGUCAUCUCCUAUGGGACGGUGGUGGGCCCUGAUGUCUCCCUGCCCGAGGGGACGGCCGUCUCCUUACAUGUCCCACGCGAUGCCGACGACGACGAUGACUACGACGAGUUCAGCGAGGAGGAAUCGUCUGACCAGGUCAAGGCACCAUCCAAGGACAAAGGCUACAACCCAGCGGAGGUGGGGUCGGAGGGCAAAGGCUACGUCUGGAACCUGAUUAGCCGGGGCGAAGCCAAGGAGGAUGAUGCGGACCCGCUCGCGGACGACGUGUGGGGCCUGUCCCUGGAGGAGGUGCCAGAGGAGGAGAGUGAGGAGGAGAGUGAGGAUGAGUCUGGAGGUGACGUGUGUGAUGGGAAAAUGUCUCCACCGCCAGACGACACAAAGAUGUUCUACAACGAGGUGCUUGACAGCCUGCAACGGGGGGCUGAGGAGAACGUGUCAUGCGACAACCUCGUACUGGAAAUCAACUCGUCCAAGUACGCGUACAAUGUGAGCCUCAGGGACGUGAUGCAGGCGCUGACCCGCGGAGCGGUGGAUGUGGUGCUGGCGCGCACGAACAAGAUGGUGCAAGCGUCGGAGUUCAUGAAAGCCCUCAAGCCUCUGCUGGUGCAGUGGACGCCGCUGUUCCGUAACUACGUGAAGCGUCUGAGCGACCACAUGGAUGUGCUGGCCGUGCUGGAGGAAGCGGCGUUCGCUCUGCCGCAGGUGCACGCCGCCCUCGCCACGAUCCUGAUGACGAUGUACGAAGAGGAGGUGCUGGAGGAGGAAGCCAUCAUCAGGUGGUUCACCCAGACUGGUUGCUCGGAGAAGGCCCGGCAGUUGCGGCAGUUGCCUUCGAUCCAGAAGUUUGUCCAGUGGCUACGAGAAGCUGAUGAGGAGUCAAGCGACGAGAACUAAUUAUCAAUCGGUAGCACGUCAAAGUGUCAAGGGACAAUGGAACUCAUCUUCUCUAGGGACCCAACUCUGCACGCCAUGGGCCAACCCAUGCAACACGCGUGGAUUGGAGCGGCCAAGCCGUGCCCUCUUAAUUUUGACACAUUUUUGUUUUUUAACAAAUGCGCUUCAUCCCUUUGGCAGAUGUUUUAUGAUUCGCGAUGUUGCUGCCUGUAGCGAUGGUUAAUAUAGUAAUAAAGAACUUUUGGAGAGUUGUGGCCAAACACUUAAAAGUCAGUGUUGUGUACUGAUUUCUACUAAGUGGUGAGACCUUUCUGGCUUUGCAUGGUGCAAUCUUACGUGCGGUAUUGUUCUGCAAAUCCAGGCUCGAAAUAUGCUCCAAAUUUGUGGCUUCAGAAACAAGGAUUUUGGGCUCCCAACCGUUAUACAUCCAGGUUCUGUCAACCAAGCUCCGGAUUACUAACUCCAGGAAUCUAAACCAGUUGUUGCCAAACUUCCUGACCCGACAAACCACGUACAAAACGUGGAAUGCAGCCAACAGCUACAAGACACGUGGUCAACGGAUCGGUUUGCUCGUGCUGGUUGGCUCUGGAGUUUUGAAUAAAAAAACUAUCUUCUGGAGCAGUUGUGUCUGGCUCUGCUGUCCAGGAGAAAAUUACGCUUGGCUGCUCUGGCCUCGGAAGAUAUUUCCUGCUUCAAAUCAAAUUCCGUUAUCUCUUUCGAGCGGCACUUUGAACGGCCCGCGAUGCACAUGCGUCCUUGGGAACCGUGUUUUGGCAACGCCUGAUAACGAUCGUAAUCCAGGCUGGAAACAAACUGGCUCCAGUUACCGCUCGCACCCAGCGCAUUGCUCUUACAAUAUCUUCCCAUCCAUUCGCAAUCUCUCUCCGCCGGUAAACUAAAUAAAUUCUAAUGCCCAUAGUGGAUCACCGUGUUUACCAUUCAGUGCCACGGGUGGAGACAAUUAUCCCAGAAGCGUCCUGUCACUAGAGUGGUGGAUUUUUAAAGGGACGCGUUUGAUCCAUCUCUUCUUUACAACUAGAACCACCGGUGAUGGGCGUGAACUGUUCCCCACGGUGCCAUCAAGUUUCAGUAUUGUAAUGUGUUAUCGGUGGGGUUUUCUGCGUGCAUUGUGCCUCUUUCCCACAAUUCAUAACAAAGUGUGGUACUCUAAAAAUAAAUUUGGCUUCACAUUCUGAGUACGACCCCUCCUUUUGGAAUUUAUAUUUGACAAACGAGGCAAUCCUGGAAUAACAUUUCAACGUACGGGUUUUAAGCAAUGACGUGCGGCCGCGUAGCGCAGAGGUUUUCUGUUUGGAUUGCGCUUUGUCAAUGUGUCGAGCGGAUCAAUGUCGCACUGCCUACACAGCGAAUAAACAAACGUACAGAGCAAAA
Messenger RNA from Lethenteron reissneri (Far Eastern brook lamprey), 3585 nucleotides. It is a transcript of the gene EIF2B5, whose product is annotated as eukaryotic translation initiation factor 2B subunit epsilon. NCBI's taxonomy places the organism in Eukaryota, Metazoa, Chordata, Hyperoartia, Petromyzontiformes, Petromyzontidae. The record is from RefSeq and is a predicted model, not a curated record. Gene Ontology annotation, cellular component: eukaryotic translation initiation factor 2B complex. Gene Ontology annotation, molecular function: translation initiation factor activity; guanyl-nucleotide exchange factor activity; translation initiation factor binding. Gene Ontology annotation, biological process: biosynthetic process.